Molecule: messenger RNA, 660 nt
Organism: Stylophora pistillata
Lineage: Eukaryota; Metazoa; Cnidaria; Anthozoa; Scleractinia; Pocilloporidae
Biological process (GO): tissue development; animal organ morphogenesis
Source: RefSeq, a predicted model, not a curated record
AUGGGAAUGGAGAAGGCACACGAAAUCUUUUUUUCAUCAACAUCUGUAACUAGUAUGUAUCGUUUUAUGCAAAAAACUGUGUUAAUUUGUAUUAUCCUCACCGGUGUGCUAGAGGUGGCAGAGACAGGUUUCAAUGCUGUUUACAUGAAGCAGACCGAAGCAAACUUUACUUGUGGAAAUCCUCCCGAAAACUUCUUUGAAACCCAGCAAGGAUUUCUGAGUGCUGAGGACAGAACACCGCUCACAUGUAAUUCAAGCAACCCACCAAAUGCAUAUCCUCCACAAAACAUGGUCGAUGGUUCUUUAGCGACUCAUUGGCAAUCAAAAGGUGGAGACGACCUGGCAAUAAUUACAAUAAAUUUUGAACAGGCGCUCUUUGUUCAGAAUAUGAACAUCACAUUUGGAAACUAUCGAAGGCCAGGAGCUAUGAAGGUGGAAAAGUCGACAGAUUUUGGCAUCACUUUUACUCCGUGGCACUACCUGGUAACCUCUCCUGCAGCCCGUCAAUGCAGUACACAGUUUGGUGUUGCUGCCUUCCAGGGAGUUAUAUCCCGUGUGGAUCAAGUGUUAUGUACAGAGUACGACCGUUAUUUUCCACCAGAAUAUAAUGAAACUGUGAGUAAACCACAGAAUCCCCACUCCUCCCCCCUCGAUAUAUAA